Messenger RNA from Leptopilina heterotoma, 661 nucleotides. RefSeq names its product putative odorant receptor 85d. Lineage: Eukaryota; Metazoa; Arthropoda; Insecta; Hymenoptera; Figitidae. Gene Ontology annotation, biological process: detection of chemical stimulus involved in sensory perception of smell; sensory perception of smell. Gene Ontology annotation, molecular function: olfactory receptor activity; odorant binding. The coding region runs from base 78 to 542 and encodes 154 amino acids. The transcript has 6 exons. Gene Ontology annotation, cellular component: plasma membrane. The record is from RefSeq and is a predicted model, not a curated record.
UCUGUGUGAACAAAUUGUCAAACCUUGAUUAUAACAAAAGUUACUGGCCUUACAAAGAAUAUAGCAUUCAAUCAGAAAUGGACGACAUUAUAAUUUUUUGUGCUAAGCAACACAACGAAAUAUUAAGAUUUUUAAGAGACGUUCACAAGUGUUUCUCGACUGUAUAUUUGAUAGUAGUUGCGAUUAAUAUGAUAAUUAUAAGCAUGUCAGGAUUUGCAACUGUUCUAAACUUAAAGCAUCCGUCAGUUGCCUUCAGAUUCAUGGCUGCAAACUCUGGUCAAAUGGUUCACAUUCUUUGUCUUACUGCUCCUUGUGAACAAAUGCGUGAUCAAAGUAGCUUGAUUACUCAUUCAGUGUAUAAAUCAAACUGGUACAGAUUUCCAGUAAGUUCUCAAAGAUUAUUACUUAUGAUAAUGAAAAGAAGUUCAGAACCCAGUGAAUUUGUAUGCGGCAAAUUGUAUUCAUUUACCAUGAGGAAUUUUGCAAUGGUAAUGAAAACGUCGGUAUCGUACUUAACAGUACUCUGCUCAUUUAAAGGAUAAAAUUUUAAGCUACACAAAAAUAUAUAAAAGUUUGUUUAUAUUAUUAUAUGGCUUAACAAGUUUUACUUCAAGUAUCGGAACACAUUAAUGCAGGUAAGGCAUUUUGAAAUUUUAGUAAA